Centruroides sculpturatus (bark scorpion) is the source of this 740-nucleotide messenger RNA. RefSeq lists its product as uncharacterized. The coding region runs from base 175 to 570 and encodes 131 amino acids. The record is from RefSeq and is a predicted model, not a curated record. Gene Ontology annotation, molecular function: chitin binding. Gene Ontology annotation, cellular component: extracellular region. The transcript has 4 exons. Lineage: Eukaryota; Metazoa; Arthropoda; Arachnida; Scorpiones; Buthidae.
CUGCAUAUAAUUGGAGGAAAUUAACCAAUAACGAGUCUUCUUGCGUCUGGCUAACCGGGGAUGAAGUUGUUUACUGGCGAAUGCUAAGAAAAGUUAGAAGAAAACUACGCUUUUCACAGCUUCCUCAGGCUAUCGAAUUUAGCAUCCUUCCGGAGACAGAAUAAACCAUAAAUAAUGAAAUUCCUCACAAUUGCCUUCUUAGCCUUCCUAGCUUUAGUGGCAGCUCUUCCAAAGGUUAAACGACAAGCUUACUUCUUACCCGAAGAAGCAGAAGCCAUCAUAGGAGCUCCUAUAGUGAAGACGUUCAACUGUGAAGAUAAAGGAAGAGGAUACUUCGCAGAUCAGGGGAUGGAUUGUAAGAUUUUUCACAUCUGUCAUCCCUCACCUAAUGGUGUUCUUCAGUACAGUUUCCUGUGUGGCAAUCAAACCAUUUUUAAUCAAAUUAGCUUGACUUGCACCCACCCAGACGAAGCGGUUCCUUGUCAAGAUGCUCACAAUUACUACUUCAUCAAUAGAAGAUUCUCUGUCAGAAAGAUAAUCGCAUCCAACAACAAUAACGACAUCGAAUGAAAUCACUCGUUACAAAUUGAUUUUUUAAAAAAUAAAAAAAUUAAUUAAGUUUUGUUAAUGAAAAUUGAAUUAAAUUAAAUAUCAUCUUCGAUUUUUAAGAAUGAUGAGGUCGAAUGUAUGAGAAAUUGCAGGAUUUUUAAUGUAAUAAAUUCAGAUUUAAUAAUAAAAAU